CAUACAUUUACAACCUGUGGAAAUCCUAAUGAAAGUACGCAGGGUGAUUUAUGCCGAUCAAGACAAGUUUCCACAGGUGUUUGUGAUCUAGAACUUGAGCUUGGCUCCGAGCUAUUGCAGAUCUUAUUUAAAGGACAAGCUAUUUCAACUGUCAGACGGGAUGCAGUCCAGAGGGAGGGUUAUGGCGAAGAGUUAACCAUCUAAGGACAGAAUUGACAGAACUUGUCGCGUGGACAUUGAGGAAUUUGGAAUCUGCAAAUCCAGUUGGAACAAAGCACCGUGCUAAAAUGAAUCUGACUGGUGUUACAGUAGGUGGAAUUCACUUCCUAAACUUACUCCUCCUAACAACUGUACUGCACACCACCAAGGCCCUUCCUAAAACAGACACACCUGUGGUUUCCGACUAUCCCUUUCUAUUCAUGUGGAACGCCCCAACAGAACUCUGCGAGACCAGAUUUAGCAUGGGCCUCGACUUGUCCUACUUCCAGUUAGUGAGCAGUACUUUGAAGACUGCAACUAACCAAAGUAUCUCCAUAUUCUACACUGACCGUUUUGGUAUCUUCCCCCACAUGGACGAAGACACCGGAGAAAUGUAUGACGAAGGACUUCCCCAACUCAUCGAUUUCAAGGAACACCGCAAGCUAGCUGAAGAUGACAUUGAAUAUUACAUCCCUAAAGACCAACCAGGCCUUGCCAUUCUGGACUUUGAGGAUUGGCGGCCUCAAUGGAUUCGCAACUGGGGGAGCAAGGACAUCUAUCGGCAAAUGUCAAUCGAGGUUGUAAAAAAAAAGAAUCCAAUGGUGUCUGAUGAUGAAGCGGAAGACAGAGCCAAGAUGGUGUUUGAGAAAGCAGCGAAGAUAUACUUCAUCCAAUCUCUCCGUCUCGGGAUCAGACUCAGGCCUAACAGGCUUUGGGGGUACUUUCUGUACCCGGACUGCUACAACUACGACUACAAACAAGAUAUGGAACAUUAUUCCGGAAGGUGUCCCGAUAUUGAGAAGCAAAGGAACGACAAACUGAUGUGGCUUUGGAAAGAGUCCACCGCUCUCUUUCCAUCCAUCUAUCUAGAGCUGAUACUCAGAGAUUCCUAUCAAGCACGUCUGUACGUUCGCCACCGCAUCCAGGAAGCAAUGAGGGUGUCCAUGCUGCCCAACCAAAACUACUCCAUCCCAGUCUACGCCUACAUCCGUCCAGUCUACAAGGACAGUAUCCAUGACUACAUGUCUGAGUACGACCUGGUGAAAACGGUUGGGGAGGCGGCUGCCCUCGGAGCUGCUGGCGUCGUCUCCUGGGGAGACAUGAACGUCACAGAGUCAGAGGUCUCCUGCCUAAACGCCAGGCGACACCUGGAUACAAUCAUGAACCCCUACAUCCUCAACAUCUCCAUGGCAACCCGACUGUGCAGUGAGGCUUUAUGCCAGGCCAAGGGCCGUUGUGUGAGGAAGAUUUGGGACAGAGAUGAUUACCUCCAUCUUGACCCGCAGCGCUACCAGAUCAAGAGGUACAAGAACGGUGAACUGGCUGUGAAGGGUGAAAUGUCCCAAGAGGACGUUGACUGGUUUGCUGAGAAAUUUGACUGUAUGUGCUACUCUGAGGAACCUUGCCAGUUCCCAGUUACCUUGAAUACAAUCCCGAAGUUUAAGAACACACAGCCGAACCACAGUGUCAACUCCCACCUCUCAAAUGUUCUCUUACUAGCCAUGAUUGGGUUAUCCAUGUGUUUUGCAGCAAUGUAAAAAUAUAUUUCCGACAAACACAAUUUACAUUUGAUUUGCAGCGCACUGUGCUAUAUUGUCAAUUGAUGUUUGGGAAGCUUGGGAUUUUUAGUUUUGUUGUAAGCUCAUAUUACCAAAAUGCGGUACACAGGGAUGUCAUACUGGGAGACAACAAAUAUUUAUUCUCAAGUUGAAUAAUAUAAAAAACUGUCAAAAUCCUCAGAAUAGAUUGAUCUGGCUUGUAUGGGUAUUACAAAUCUACAACACAAAAGGUACUGCUGGCGUUUACAUGUCACAUAAUUGACAGUGUGGUAAUAUUCAGUCUGUCUGAGAUAACAGCCUCUCAACUUGGCGAACAAAUAAACGGGUAUAUAAGUGUACCCAUAGGUAGAGUGAGAUCUGAUUCUGACAAAAAAUUUGACUACUUUAAAAAGGUAGAAUUGUGAUGCAGUACACACAUUUCACCUGUAGAUGGGGCCAGCACUCCAUCGCCCUGAACCAUUUUACUCGAUGGAGAAUCACAUGUGCCACACUUGAGUUGCAGUGCAGUGCAUAUAUAAACCUUUAAUAUGGCACACUUUAAAUAAGUUAUAUUUGUGCUCUUAGUGAUAUUUCAAUGCACAACUGCAACAGCAAACAUGUAUUUUGGGUCAUAGUUACUGUAGUCACCUAAUGACAUAUUCAGAAAGAUUUUCACUAUGGUGUAUAGAGUUAAUCAGUGUUGUCAGAGGGAUGUAACUUUAGAGUGAACCAAUAUCAAACCCACAAAUAUCUUUAUUUCUCAGAAUCUUUGAUGUUCUGGUAAUUUCUCUGAAAAUAC
Messenger RNA from Hypomesus transpacificus, 2535 nucleotides. RefSeq names its product hyaluronidase-5-like. Gene Ontology annotation, molecular function: hyalurononglucosaminidase activity. The transcript has 4 exons. NCBI's taxonomy places the organism in Eukaryota, Metazoa, Chordata, Actinopteri, Osmeriformes, Osmeridae. The coding region runs from base 288 to 1736 and encodes 482 amino acids. Gene Ontology annotation, cellular component: acrosomal vesicle. Gene Ontology annotation, biological process: carbohydrate metabolic process; hyaluronan catabolic process. The record is from RefSeq and is a predicted model, not a curated record.